Molecule: messenger RNA, 5296 nt
Organism: Mastomys coucha (southern multimammate mouse)
Lineage: Eukaryota; Metazoa; Chordata; Mammalia; Rodentia; Muridae
Gene: Cyria
Product: family with sequence similarity 49 member A
Exons: 13
Coding region: 288-1259 (323 amino acids)
Biological process (GO): regulation of actin filament polymerization
Molecular function (GO): small GTPase binding
Source: RefSeq, a predicted model, not a curated record
CGGCUGCCGCGGGAGAGGCAUCCACAGCGGCGGAGCGGGCGGCCGAGCAGGAGCGAGGCGGCGACAGCGGCUGCGACUCUGAGUACCACUCCCAUAAGGACAGAGACCCUCGGGGACCAUAGACUUGAUUUGGAGGGCUCCUUCCUGUGGCCUCAUAGCUACUCUGCUGGUUUGUCCCUUCAGUCUGGAUUGGUGACACACAACCACUGGAGAUUAUUUCCAGACUGAAGUUGAAGCCAUCAGAAGACAGUGGGAAGGACCUUCCCAGCACCGCAGAGUUUGCUGGCAUGGGAAACUUGCUCAAAGUCCUGACCCGGGAAAUUGAGAAUUAUCCACACUUCUUCCUGGAUUUUGAAAAUGCUCAGCCUACAGAAGGAGAGCGAGAGAUAUGGAACCAGAUCAGCGCUGUCCUCCAGGAUUCCGAGAGCAUCCUCACAGACCUGCAGGCUUACAAAGGUGCAGGACCAGAGAUUCGAGAUGCAAUUCAAAAUCCCAAUGACAUUCAACUUCAGGAGAAGGCUUGGAAUGCAGUCUGUCCUCUGGUGGUGAGACUGAAGAGGUUUUACGAAUUUUCCAUCCGUCUUGAAAAAGCACUUCAGAGUUUAUUGGAAUCUCUGACGUGUCCACCCUAUACACCAACCCAGCACCUGGAACGGGAGCAAGCCCUGGCAAAGGAAUUUGCAGAAAUCUUACAUUUUACUCUUCGUUUUGAUGAGCUGAAGAUGAGGAACCCAGCUAUUCAGAAUGACUUCAGUUACUAUCGAAGAACAAUAAGCCGUAACCGCAUCAACAACAUGCAUCUAGACAUUGAGAAUGAAGUUAAUAAUGAGAUGGCCAAUCGAAUGUCCCUCUUCUAUGCAGAAGCCACGCCGAUGCUGAAGACUCUUAGCAAUGCCACGAUGCACUUUGUCUCCGAAAAUAAAACCCUGCCAAUAGAGAAUACCACAGACUGCCUCAGUACGAUGACAAGCGUCUGUAAAGUCAUGCUGGAGACACCGGAGUACAGAAGCAGAUUUACAAGUGAGGAGACACUGAUGUUCUGCAUGAGGGUGAUGGUGGGGGUCAUCAUCCUCUAUGACCAUGUGCACCCUGUGGGAGCUUUCUGCAAAACAUCCAAGAUUGAUAUGAAAGGCUGCAUAAAGGUGUUGAAGGAACAGGCCCCAGACAGUGUGGAAGGGCUGCUGAAUGCUCUCAGGUUCACUACAAAGCACUUGAAUGAUGAAUCGACUUCCAAACAGAUUCGAGCGAUGCUUCAGUAGAGCCCUGCUCAGAGAGGAGGAUCUAUGCUGACCUCAGAAGAUGUAUAUGUUUACAUAAUUUAAUACAGAUUGAUGUUAAUACUUGUGUAUUUACAUAACCAUUUCCUUCUUGUCACUGAAAUAUAUGGACCUUAAUUUGUAUCCUGACUGAUUCAACCCAGCAGAGCAUAAAUUGACUUGAGAGCCUUACCUUUGAUGUCUGAAGCAAAACUCUUUUCUCCAAGGGCCAGAUUUGGAAACUUCGACCUUGGCUGCUGGAGUCCUGUAGUGAUACCUGUAACAAUCAGAAAUUCUUAAUCGCUUGUGGUAUUGUUUUAAUUCUAGAUGUUUUAUCUCUCUGGGAGUAUAGUUUAUAGAAACACAGAGUACUUGAUUUCCUGUGUCAGCUCAGAUACAAGAAACACACACAACUGUUACCCUGAGAGAGAGCAGAGAGAGAAGAAACCAAGAUAAGAAAACUGCAUGUAGAGAGCGGAGCACAAGUGUUCUGAGUUCAGCACCUCCCCCGACCCUCUUCCUGCCGCCUGCAAACCUCACGUGCAGCUUUUCUAUAUGCACGUGUUUUAUUAAUCUGAAUAUUCUCCUUCUGUCUUGGUUUGUGUCCCAUUCAUUCCCUUUUAGUAUUUGCAAGAGGAAAAGUGUCUGUGUUUUAAUCAGCUAAUGAGGAGGCUAUGGGAUAGACAGAGGGCUUCUUGCAGGAGGAUUGAGAAAAGUGAAUAUCUUAAGAGUAUUUGAGAGAGAGAGAGAGAGAGAGAGAGAGAGAGAGAGAGAGAGAGAGCAUAAGAACAUAAGAACAGCCAUUUGUGUCAACCCUCUGCCUGCAGGGACAGAUAAAUGGAACUCUGGUUCUAAGGUCAUAAAUAAGAUCCAUCACCUCCCAGAAGUCUGCAGAGUUCUAGGAACAACACCCAUCUUAAUAAUGAAGCCCCCAUUCUCUAUCAAAAUGGACUGUUCAUGUCAGAGCACUUUUAGAAAACUGGAGGAAUUUAGAGAGAAGAAAUCUACAACUUCUGAUUACCUGGAGUCACCCCCCACUGGUCUGAGUACUUUGGCAAAUUCACUUUUUGUCUCACCUUCCUCAUAUAUAAAAUAGUAUUGGGGAUAGAGAGGUGGCUCAUUGGUUAAGAGUACUUGUUGCUGUUACAGAGGACCUGGAUUCAAUUCCCAGCACCCACAUGGUGGCUCACAACUAUCCAUUACUCGAGUUGCAGAGGAUCCAGUACCCUCUUCUGAUCUCUGUGAACAUCUGGCAUGCAUAUAGUACACUUAUAUACAUGCAGGAACAAUACUUAGACACAUGAAAUAAGAUAAAUCUUUUUUAAAAUCUAAAAUUGAAGGCUAGCAGGAGCCACUACACCAACCUUCCUUCAUGCAUAAAUUUCAAUGAGUUGGACAAAUAUCAAUAUUGUUGAAUAUCAAUAUCUUCAGGACUGUAGUCAUUCUGCCUAUAGGUCAGAACUGAGCUAGAAUGGAAUUUUGAAACAUAUUCUGACCUCCAAUGAAAAGAUAUGGGCAUACAGGUGAGUCAUACAUAGAACUAAAUCCUUGAGUGCUUCCCACCUGACUCUACUAUAUUCUUUUUCCUGAUCACCAUGUGGCCUAAGAAUAUAUACUGUGGAGUGUAUGGACCAUUAUAGAAAAAUUUUUAGUUUAGCCUGUUUUAUUACUUGUAUAUCUCUGCUAGAAGGAGAGAAUUUUCCAGACAACUGAUGAAUGAUAAUCCUGGAAGUCAGGUCUAGGAUGAUUACGGUGUGGUAUCAUUUCGCUUGCAACAUCCCAAGGCAAUAUUUCCAGACUAAGGUUGCCAUCCAACAUUCCUUUGAGUCCUGCAGGAAAGAGGAUAAUUGGUUUAUUUCCAAAAACCAAAUACAGACAAAUGGGAGAACUGGUUUCCCAGUUUAUGUCAGUGCAGUCAACAGAGAGUGAAAAGGCCUUGUCACUUGGAGCUUUACCAGCAGAGUAAGUGCGGCCAUGAAUGAGUAAGCAUUCUUACCCAGAAAGAGUCAUGGUACAUGGCUUCUGUGAUCUUGUCAAACCUAGGAAUUCCAAAAUCCAGAGGAAGCCAGAAAACACGAUCCUGUGGCAGUGAGACAUUCUCCAAUGUUCAGCUUUAGGGAUUUUCUAUUUGUCAGCCAUAGGCAAUGUUUAGUUGGGCAACUCUCAAGCCUACAAGAGCAGAGAUGCACAAUAAGCAUUUGUCCAUUUGCCCUUUCCUCAACAGAGGAGAUUGGGAUUUCAAAGAACAAAGAACUGCCCAGUUUCUAUUGGGCUCUUAGACAAAGACCUGAGCCAUGAACCCAAGCCACGUAUCUAUACCAUAGCUGCCUCUCAGCUGGCUACAUAAGAAAACAUUAGAGAUUACUGUCAGAAUAUACAUAGAUAAAUAAAUAUAAAUACACAAACAAAUAAAUAGUAGUUUAGGACAUUUGUAACUCUUAGAUAGACUUUUUAUUAAAUGGGACCAAAUGUGUGUAUGGGUGCUGUCAGUCUGCUUCAAUCUAGCCAGUCCAUUAUCUCCAAGAGGAGACUCAACAGGACUUAGAUUUUGAGAAGCCCAGGGUCUAAAUAAUUGCCUCAGGCCAUCAUGGGACAGGCUGUGUGUCUGUGAUCACCAACAGGGAGUGGGCCUUGAGUCUGCUCCAGAACUGUUGUGGGAGACCAAUACUCUUAACAGACUGUCCAGUAGGCAUCGGGAAUCCUUGAAUAAUUUGGGUUUUCUUCCUUUUCUUCUCUUUUGUGCUGCAUGCACAUGUAUCCAACAAUCAUGGGUUGUUUGGGGAAAAGUACCAGCAAUGAUGUCAAUGUUAAUAAUACUCCAUAAUUGAUAUCUCAUAACUUUCAAAUAAAGUGUUUUCUAUGACUCAGAUAUUUAAUUUGAAGCAAGAAAGAAGGUAAAAAUGAUGUUUCCCAGCCACCUUGCUACUUUUGGCAUGGUAGCUCCUCUCAAGUUCACCUAGGCUUUCACAGCAAAAGUUGGGUGGAAAGAGAGAUUUUUUUAUUUGUGAUGACACAACAGAGCUAGAAUAUUAGCUAACAACCAUGAAGGAGGUAUUGGGUGUUUUUAAAUUUUUUGUUAAUAUAUUCCUCAUGGACAUAAAGUACAUUCUUAGUUAUUAUCAUUAUGCCAAACAAGAAUGGCAAGGCUAAGUUUGUGAGACAUCAUCACAAUUAAAUCAAGAUAAUGUUAUGCUUUUGAAAGAGCAAGAUAAAGCCUGCUUAAUCUAGGGAUCCAGUGUGCAGUAGAGUUCAGACCUCUCAUUCAGUCUUAUAAUGUAGGCAUUUCUCAAAUGUUCUAGAUAUUAAUAACUAACAUUGGGAUUUUAUCUUCACCAGCCCCAGCCUUCAGAACUUUACUGUCAUAGUACACCUCUAAAAAUGGUUGCACAUCAGAAGGGUCUUUGAAGCAGUUGUAUGUUGUUUGCCGAAGUCAUUGUAAUUUUUUUUUGUUUUUGUUUUUGUUUUGUUUGUUUUUGCCUGCAUUGCUUCUUUUUGUACAGAACUUUUGAGUGUGAAAUGAAAAUUAAAGUUUGGUACAUACACAGUUUAAAAUCAUGUUUGUAUAUUAUGCAUAGGGCAAAAUAGGUGGCCCUGCAUAGAAGUCUGCUCAGCCUGCUGUGAGGAAAUGACGUCAUGUCAGCUGAUCUUCCAUCAUAGUUUCUUCCAACAUGGCAUGUAAUUCCCCAAGGGGCCUGCUUUUAGAAUCACUGGUCUUAUAUUUAUUACAAGGACCUUAAUUAUAUUAAAAUUAAAAGAAAGAGAAAGAAAAAAAGAAAGACAGAAAGGAAGAAAGGAAGAGAGAGAGAGGAAGAAAGAGAGAAAGAGAAAGAAAGAGAAUCAAGACUGGUACUUAGAGAUAUAGGAGAGCUGCUUACCCAGGGAUACUAAGAAACUCCAGUAAUUGCUCUUUUACUUAUUUUAAUGCAAUAGCAUUUUGUGAACUUGGCAAAAUGGGUGAAAAAAAAAAGCCCUCCCCUGUGUAUAUUCAUUUCUUUCAGGCAACAGAAGCAAUAAAAUGGUUCUUUUAACUCUUCAGCACU